Molecule: messenger RNA, 6492 nt
Organism: Penaeus chinensis
Lineage: Eukaryota; Metazoa; Arthropoda; Malacostraca; Decapoda; Penaeidae
Product: GRIP and coiled-coil domain-containing protein 2-like
Exons: 20
Coding region: 66-5771 (1901 amino acids)
Source: RefSeq, a predicted model, not a curated record
AAAAGUAGGAAGCGGAAAGAGGACAGAGAAAGAAAGCAGAAUCAGAGGCAGAAGCGCUAAGGGAGAUGGUAACAGAUCUCACAGAGGGAAAAGUGGCGCAGACAACCAAGAUUGAGAGUCUCCAGAGACAGUUAAGGGCUGCCUCAAGUGAAGUAGACUCACUCCAUGAAUUGAAAUCUGCUCUGCUGGGGGAGAGAGACAAGCAGGAAGCAGAGGCCUCCAAACUGCUAACUGAAUAUCAGAAAACAAGAGAAGAGUUAGAACAGAUUAAGGUUUCGAGUGCAAAGAAAAUUGAGCUGCUGCAGAAGACUUGGGAAAAGGAAAAACACAUUUUACAGGAGAAAGUGGAGAACCUUGAAGCUCAGAAUAGUCAAGUGGAUAUUUUGAAGACCAAAUGUAAGAAGCUUGUUCAGGAGAAAGCAGGGCUGGAGGAAGAGCUAAAAAAACAGCAAGUCCUAGUGUCAAAAGGUGUCAAAAUGCAAGGAGAAGUUUUAGCCCUUAAAGAAGAGAAGAAGGCUGCUGACAUCAUACUCGAGACCACACAGAAACAGAAGAAGGCCCUUGAGGACAAGUUAAAAUCCUUUGAGAGCCAAGUCACAGACCUAAAGAAGGCAAAAGAGAGGGACGAGAAAAAUUCCAAAAUGGAACUUGGCAAAGUACAGGAGUUGGAGGAAAGGUUGAGAGAGAAGGAUUUGGCUUUAUCAGAAGCUGAAACUAAGCUGAAGAAUUUAAAUAUUAAACUUGAAGAUAUGGAGUGUGCUAAACAUCAGCUAGAGGAAACUGCUAGAGAAGCCAAGGAGAAUUCUGAGAAGAAUGAAGCUGAUGGAACAAAGCUAAAAGAUGAUCUUAAUGAAGCUUUAGAGAAGUAUAAACACCUUGCAAGUGAAUUUGAUGAUUUUAAGGCCAAGCACAGUGAGCAAAUAGAAGUGUAUACCAAAGAGAUUGAAUAUUUAAAGUCAACAAUGGAGAAAAAGAUGGAAGAGAGCAGAGUACAUUCAGAAUUAGAGUUGGAAAAGUUUAAUGAAGAAAAGGGAGAACAGUUCAAACAGUUUGAGGAGGAGCAUCAGGCCUUGAAAUUAAAAGAACAGAAUUUGACAGAAGAAAAUUCACAAUUGAAGGAUAAUAUAGAGCAAUUAAAGGCUAGCUGUCAAAAACUGGAAGAAAAGAUUUCAGAGUCAGAAAGACAGCUUAAAGAAAAAGAUACACUCAGUGCAGAUCUCCUACAGAAAUAUCAAGCCAAAGAAUCUGAAAAUGUUAGUCUUGCUGAAAGCAAGGACAAAGUGGAAGAAUUGAUGGUGCAGGUAAAGGAAUUUACUGUGGAAAUCAAUAAACUUAAUGAAGAAAAUAAGGCUUUGCUUGAUAAGUGUAACAGUCUAGAAACAGAGACAUCUCAUUGGAAGGAAAAGUUGGCAGAAGCACAGAUGGAAAAGCAAAAUCUUGAAACUGAACAUUCCAAGGCUGCUGGAGAAAAGGGAAGAUAUCAGGAAAUUGCUGAUGAAUACAAAGAAAAAGUAGAUAGGUUAAAUGGAGACAUAGAGAACCUAAAAUCUGAGAACAGCAAACUAAUUGCAGAUGCAUCAGAUGUAAAUGAUACACUGAAAGAUGUCCAGGAAACUGUGUCUUCAAUAACAUUAUCUUUUAAGGAAGUUUAUCCCAUUAUGAGUGAGUCUUUCAUUUCUUCAACUUCUGACAAUCUCUUAGCAAGACUGAAAGGUAUUCAAGAGCUUUUAGGUGAAAUUGGCAAGAAGCGGGAGAGCUUUAGUCCAGAAGAGUGGGUAAAGACUGUCACAAGUUCACUUGAACAGUUCCAGAACAGCUUCCAGGUUAUUGUUCAGUCUAAGACCAAGGUAUCUGAAAAGUCUUGUGAAGAUUGUUUUGGUAGUUUAAGCAAAAGUUUUAUAGAUGUUUACAAAAUUACAUUGUCUAUCUUGGAUCUCCCUGAAAACUCAGUCCUCGAAGAGAAAUGCCAACAGAUCACCUCAUCACUUUCAAAGCUGUGUGAAGGUUUGAGUAAAGAUUUGGAAAUGGCAAAUCAGAUGAGUGAAGAAGUGAAAAAGUAUACCCAAGAAAGAGAGGCAUUGCAUGAACAGAUACAUAAAGUAAGUGAAGAAGCUGACAGUAAGAUCAAAGAGGUGUCUGUCCAUCUUGAGAACACAUUAAAAGAAAAGAACUGUGAGUUAGAGAACAAAAAGGAAAUUAUUGCUGAGCAUGAGAAGACUGUGAAGAAGCUAGAGAAAGCAUUAGAGGAGGGGAAAGCAUCAUUUGAAAAACUGUCAGCAGAACAUAAAGAGAAAUUGUCUGUUUUAGAAGAAAAGUUAACCAUGAAGGAAAAAAGACUUGGUGAAUUAGAGACACAGAUAACGUCAGGUGACAGCCAGAAAGAGGAGAUUGUCAGUAACUUAAGAAAGCAAUUAGAGAAUAUUGCAGAAGAAAAGGCAAACUUGGACAAAAAAUUAGAGGAAGUUAUUGUACAGAAGGAGCAUAUGGAGAAGUCACACAGAGACCAGAGUGAGGAAAUGGCCAGCUUGCGGAAGAAAGGGGAGGAACUGACCUCUGAAUGCAACUCCCUCCAAAAGGAAAAGGAGGCUGUGGCAAAUAGCCUGGAAGAUGUGAAGAGGGAGUUCACAACUAAGGAGAAGAUCUAUCAAGACGAGAAGCAUGAGUUGGAGAAGAAAAUCGUCCUGCUAUCUGAAGAGAAGAUCAGUUUAGAAAAGGAAUUUGCCACCAUGAGUCAAAGCAGGAAGUCCAAUGAAGAAGACUUCAGCUCAAAGAGAAAAGAACUCGAGGAACAAAUCCAUAAUAUCACAGAGGAAAAGGCCAGCCUAAAGGGGGAACUUGAGGACAGGAAGAGAGAAAAUACAACUCUUCAAGAAAAUAUUCAGGAGCUGGAGAAGAAGUUAGAGAAUCUCGGCUCUGAAGUGGGGCAGUUGCAAGAAAAGGUCAAAGAUAGAGAGAUAGAGAUAGAGACACUAAGACAGGAGAAAGAGGCAUCGGACAAAGAAGUGAAGGAAGCCGAAAAUCAGAGGCUGCAGCUCAACUCAUCACUGGAAACAUCCGCUAACAGAUGCGAGGAACUUCUCACUGAGCUAAACCAAAUGAACAAUGUUCUGCGUGAGCGUGGGGAGAGAAUAUCCCGGCUAGAAGCAGCAAACAAAGAGAAAACCGAACAGCUUGAGGCAACUUCUAAACAGCUUCAGGAACUACAAAAUAAGAUGUCUAGUAGUGAAGCAGAGCUAGCCAGCAAGCAGGAGCAGCUCCAGACAAUUACAGAAAAACUUCAGUCGUUCAGCAAUGAUUCUCCCCUGCCUGCAACUGCUCCAGACAAUCAGCAACUGGAAAAACUUGAAGAGCAAAUCAAGGAGCUUCAGCAAGAGAGGGAUGUUCUAAAAAAGCCAACCAGGCUCAGGAUGCGCAGAGCGAGGCCUAUGAGCACAAGCACAAUCAGUCGAGCAGAGGACACCCAACGCAUGAAGGAACUGGAAGACACGUUUGAGGAGAGGUAUAUGAAGCUGAAGAGCGUUGCCAUUAAACUGAAGAAACGGGUAGCAGAACUCACAGCCCAGCUCAACUCGUCGGAGGAAUCGCGCACUAGAUUAGCCACUGAAAAAGAUGACCUUAAGAAGAAGUUUGACAUGGGAGCCAAAGAUAGCAUGAAAACUGUGUCAAAGAACAUACAGGCUCUUCAGGGUGAGAUUGACAGAUUGCAAGAUGAAGUAGACAGCAAAGUAAAAGAACUCAAGGAUACCGGAAAACAGCUUAUGGCAGCGACUGAACAACUAGCAGCUGCAAAGUCUGAUUUGGCAAAGAUGCAGGAGGAAAAUGCUGUUAUAUAUCGUACAGUAAAGAGCCUAGAGGAAACAAUCGCCACACAGGAAAGCGUCACCUUGAGCUUGCGGGGGCAGGUUGCUAGCUUGGAGGAGCGCAUAGCAGCUGAGGUGCAGCAGCAACACACCCUCGAGGAACGCAGGAGGAAGGCUGAUGAACAGAUUGAGGAGGAGAGACAGAAAAUUUCGCAGCUCACAAGGGAACUGGAUGAAGCAAAGCAGGACAGUAAAACAAAGAGCCUGAUGGACCUGGAAAUGCGGGACUACGAGCUGACGGUAAGCGAACUCCAAGGCCAGCUGGCAGAGAAGGACACCAAUAUUGCUGAGCUGCAGGGAGAGAUCGAGAGAGAGAAGAGACGAUCGGGGAGUCUGCAGGAUCAGCUGGUUCAUCUUUCCACUCAGGAAGCCACCGAAAGAGAGAGAGCAGAGAAGAUGAAGAAACUUCUCCUGGAUCACAAGACGCAGUUAGCUGAGCUGCGACAAGUGCAGGAUGUCCAGGCGGCCGUACAGGAGACAGACCGAGUCACAAUUGAACAGCUUACCCAGGAAGUUGAAAAGCAGAAAUUAGUGUUGUCAGAAAUUAGUAUUGAAAAGACAAGACUAGAGGACUCUUUGAGGAAAUCUAAAGCUGUGACUGAUCAUCAAAUUGAAGUCUUAGAAGAACAACUUUCAAAACAUAAAACUGAAGUAAGUCAGUUAACUUCAGAAUUGAAGGCAGUUAAAGAUGAAUUUGAAGGAUACAAAGUAAGGGUCCACAGUGUAUUGAGACAAAAAUCCAGAGCACCAGACAUUGACGUGAAUGAGCUGAAGACAGAGAGGGACCAGCUCCAGAGUGAUUAUGAUGCAGCCCAGUUAAGAAUACAACAGUUACAAUCUGAGAUCUCUGCUGUGAAGGCAGAACUCAGCUACUUGCAGUCUGAGAAGGAUGGACUUUUGCGCCAGGUGUCUUCCAUCACUGAGGAAUUGACCAAAAGGGAGUCAUCCCAUCAAGAGAAAGUUGCCAAACUGGAGAGUAAAAUUGAGACUAAGACAGCAGAGUAUCAGCUGAUCAUUGCCAACAUGUCCAUUCAAAAUGAAACUAUGAGUAAUAGCUUUAAGAAGCAACUUGAGACUCUUCGUGACACCCACACUCAUGAGGUAGAGGAUCUUACAAAGAAACUGGAAGAAACUGAGGACAAGCUUUGGCAGCUCAAGAACAAUAUUAAUACUGUGCCAGCCCCUCCUGCAAAUGCAAGCAACUCCCUUAGCCCAUAUGCAGGUGUCCCUCAUACUAAUCGUCAUGAAUUGGACACACACACCAAUACUUCUCACCAUAAUCAGCACAGACGUCAGCACAGCCACGGCUCAGAGGAGAAUAGGAUUGAUAUCACUAACAUGAUCAGGGAAGAAGGAGAGGGAUCUGAGUGGGUGGAGCCUGUGCACCAUUCCCCGGCUAGACCCAUGGGAUACAGCCCGCCACCCUUGGAGCAGCUCAUAAACUCUCCCCUGCCCUCAGCCCUCAGUCAGCAACCCCCUCAAGAUGACACGGUCAGCGUCACCAGUGUUGCCACUGAUGCCACAUUAAAGGAGAUAGAUAGGCUGGAGUCGAAGUUGAAAUCAGGAGAGAUGCGGAUUCAGCAGCUGACCUCACUCUUGCAUGAGUCUGAGGCAGAAAACGCCAAGCUGGCCCAACUGGCAGAUGCUCUCAAGGAAGAAAUCCGAAGAUCGGCUCGUAAUGAAAGCCGAGAAAAGCACAUGGAAAAUAUGGAAUAUACCAAGAAUGUGAUAUUGAAGUUUUUGAUGUUGAGGACCAACGAGGAACGGAAACACCUUGUCCCUGUUCUUAAGACGGUUUUGCAGUUGUCGCCACAGGAAGUGUCACAACUUGAGCAAAUGGCAGUUGGAACGGAAGAAGGAGCCACAAACGGAGGAUGGAGUGAUUAUCUACAUCUCUGGUCAAGUAGAUAACAAGUGGCCACACCAUUUUGAAAUCUGUUCACUAUUCUCCAUUGCCACAUAUGUUGGGGUGUAAAGGUGACUACACUUUAGGUUGUAUUUUUUUUUUUUUUAUUAUUAUUAAUUAAUUAGUUUAUUUAUUUAUUUAUUUAUUAUUAUUUUUUUUUUAAGAUUCUGUGGAGUUAUAUGUUGAUAUGUAUAUAUGUGAGGAAAGUUCGGAAUAUUGUCAAGGACAUUGAUAUACACAAAAAAACGAAAACAAAAACAAAGAAAGAUAGAAAAUGGGUGCCAUAAUUUAUCAUGAGUCCUUUAUGUUAAUAUUUACCAAAGAAAAUGUGAAAUGUAUGCACUUUAAAAUGUUAAAGGAAAUAGUUGGACUUACAGAGAAGUCUGGCAAAAUGACUUAAUAAUAAUAAUUAAUAUCAAGACCUCGGCCCUUUGAUUUUACACUUAUGUUAUAUUAUGCUUAUUUUCAGAGGAGUUAUAUACAUGAUCACGCAACUUGGUUUUUAGGGACCAUAGAGGUGGUGUUGGGUUAUUUUCUAUCAUUAUGGAAGGUCUCUUUGUAUAGGCUUAUUGAAAAUGUAUAUUGGCAAUAGUUACAUUGCAUUUGGGGUUAAGAUUAUAAGUAUAGGUAAAUGAAUACAUAGUUUAUAUAUGUAUUUGUAUGUGUGUGUGUAUGUAUGUAUGUAUGUAUGUAUUUAUGUAUGUAUGUAUGUAUACAUAUGUAUGU